UCCAAAGUAGUGCAGGCUAACGAUUCUGCCAGCCAAGCGGCCUUAUCCCGUCAUGAUGUUUUGUCUUCGGCCAUGAGUAAACCAGUCUCGACGACAACCUGUCCUGGAUCUCGUGUUGCCACCGCGCUUUGUUCCCAUCGGCCCAGCACUCCUCGUUCAUCCUGCCACCAAGAUCACUUGGUCACUGGUUUAUCACAUCAAGAUGGCGAAGCUGGCGAUUCUGAAUCCCUGGUCGAUGCAACAGCCGAUCAAUUUGCUCGUCGUCCUACCCGCGCUAGUGCCCCUUGUGCUCCACAUUCGUUGGUCAAAAAGAUUGCCGCCCUUGAUCGACUAGCAGCCGGCGAAACUCAGACUGAGGUAGCCGCUAGCAUUGGCGUGAACCCAGCUCUCCUGGAUCAGUGGCGAUCAAAUGAGUCUACACUUAGGAGAGUGUAA
Molecule: messenger RNA, 435 nt
Organism: Protopolystoma xenopodis
Lineage: Eukaryota; Metazoa; Platyhelminthes; Monogenea; Polystomatidea; Polystomatidae
Source: the annotation of a GenBank genome assembly